Armigeres subalbatus is the source of this 1692-nucleotide messenger RNA. RefSeq names its product zinc finger protein 629-like. Gene Ontology annotation, biological process: regulation of transcription by RNA polymerase II. The transcript is spliced from 6 exons. Gene Ontology annotation, cellular component: nucleus. Lineage: Eukaryota; Metazoa; Arthropoda; Insecta; Diptera; Culicidae. The coding region runs from base 92 to 1603 and encodes 503 amino acids. Gene Ontology annotation, molecular function: RNA polymerase II transcription regulatory region sequence-specific DNA binding; zinc ion binding; DNA-binding transcription factor activity, RNA polymerase II-specific. The record is from RefSeq and is a predicted model, not a curated record.
GUCAAACAAAAUUAACUUAUCUCCGCUCGAGUGCUCGGCUUCUCGCGUAGUCACAUUCCAGAAACACACGCAAUCGAAUAGAGUGCAGUGAAUGAUAAUGACUUCGCCAUCGGUCAAAACUGAAACGAUAGAAUCGGAAAUCCUACGUCAUGUGUGUCGGCUAUGUCUGAGCGAAAAUGACCUUGCAGAUGUAUUUAAGGAAGACGAUCUCCAUCAAUGGAUAAUGGAUUUUCUCGCUAUAACGAUAUCCUCCGACGGCCGCUUGAGUCAGGCUAUUUGUAAUUCAUGUCGAACACAGCUAACUGAGUUCCAUCAGUUUCGCUUGCGCAGUCAAGAGGUAGAAAGAGCACUACAAUCUUCCAUCCGCAAUGACAACGUAGGAACUGAAACAUCGGAAAUUCAGGAAACAUUCGAAUCAAUGACAAAUAAGUUGAAACAAGACGGCUCACACGAAGAAAGUGCUGAAAUACCAGACGAACCAAGUAACCAGAUCGUGGAGUCGGAAGAAAGGGAAGAAACUAAAACUGCAGUUGAGCACAACGCUUAUGAGAUUGAUGAUCAAGAGGAUGAUAAUUCAUUGGAUCUGAAAUUGUAUGACGCGCCAUAUCCUAUAAGACUGAAUUACGAGGAAAACGGUGGCGCAAGCUGUUUUCAGCAUGAGCCACAACAUGAGUGUACAAUCAAUAGCACGGCACAUGUAGACUCGAACAACGCAAAAAAGGAUGUAGAGCAGAACGAUACCACAGAGCUGAUUGAACUGCACGACGCCACAGAUAAUAAAGCAUUGGACGACGCCACGGCUAAUGUGGAACAGAACGACGCCACAGGAAAUAAUCCUGCAGUUGAAACUUCUCCCAAAUGCCAUGAAUGUCAUAAGAUGUUCGAUUCUACAGAAAAAAUGUUGCGCCAUCAUAAAGUUGUACACGGCCCCAGGAACAUUGUUUGCCGAAUUUGUGAUGUGGCAUUUACCCGCCGACAAGAAUUAGAAAGGCAUCAACGCUCUAAGAAGCAUAAAGCACAAUUGGAGAAGGAGAAGCUUCAAGGUCGAAAACGCCUGAAAAAUGAUAAUACUAGCCAGGCAAGGGUGUUCGAAAAAGCGGAAGUAAUGGUGAUUGAAGAUGACGCGAGCGUGGCCGCAAAUGUAUCUACAAACAGUGGAAGUAACUUCGAUACCGAGCAUCAAGCGCAGGUGGAUCAGCAACUGGAGUGUGAUAUUUGUCAUAAAUUACUCUUCGGUGCUAAAAAACUCAACGCUCAUAAAAAACGUCAUGACAUAAAAGGGGAAAUGUGUCCCAUAUGUCAGAAAAAUUUUCUAAACCGGUUCGUACUGAAUCGACACAUGAAACUUCAUGAACCGAUACAGCAACAGACCGCCGCAGAACCAGCGAAGUAUUUUUUAGCAGUUACCGGAGAAUACAAAUGCCCUACGUGUCCGCUCGUGUACACGUCUGAACUAACAUUGAAGCAUCACCAGAAAAGAGCGCAUGGACCAAAGGUUCACAAAUGUAAUUUCUGCGACCAGUUGUUUUCAAUUCGUUCAGAAUUGACAGGGCAUAUGAAAAGAAAGCACCAUAAUAUAGAGAAUGUUGCGGAAUAUGCUUGAUGCAUUUUUGGAUCUAGCUGAAACUGUAGGUUUAGUAUCGUCCAUCAGAAAUUCCCAAUAAAGAUUUGAGUAUACAUAAAAAAUAUUAG